This is a messenger RNA of Zootermopsis nevadensis, 8297 nucleotides long. The record is from RefSeq and is a predicted model, not a curated record. Lineage: Eukaryota; Metazoa; Arthropoda; Insecta; Blattodea; Termopsidae.
AGCAGUAGGGCCAAUACCGUUCUUGUGGAAGUUAUUGAAAUUGGUAAACACGUUCCGUAUAAAUCAAUAUAUACAAACAAGGAGGGAAUAAAAAUUACUUGACAACUUAUCUUUAUUAAAGCGUUUGUAUUUUUUCAAUUAUUAUAAUUCCAGGUUUAUAAUUUUCCAUAAAAAUGUAGGGGAUUGAUUGUGUAUAUCGAUAAGACCAGAAGCUGUCGAUAAAGUAAUGGUUUGUGAUUUUAAACGUGUCGUUUGUUUAUAUUUACAGAUUGCCGAGGUUAUAAAUCCAUCAAGUAAGGCAUGGCUGAUAAUGCCUUUCACCUGAAAUGGAACAAUCAUCUUCAGAAUAUGUAUUCUCAGUUAGAAACUCUUUACAAUGAACAGAGUUUAGUGGAUGUGUCAAUAUCUUGCACUGAUGGUAUAUUGAAGGCGCACAGGAUAGUUUUAUCUGCAUGCAGCCCCUACUUUGAAUCAAUCUUCAGAGACAAUUAUUGCAAACAUCCAGUAUUAAUUCUGAAAGGAGUCACUUCACAAGAAAUGCAGGCUCUUCUUAAAUUCAUGUAUAAAGGCUCUGUUGAAGUACUGGAUGCAGAUUUACAGUCCUUUAUGUACACUGCCAAUGAACUAAAAAUACGAGGACUUGCAGAUGAACUGCUUAAACAGACCAUUAGAUUAGUAGCUGAGAAAGGUGUUUCAUCUGAUGUAGAAAAUAAAGAUUCUGUAGGUGUAGAAAAUUCUGGUCAUAUUGAUGAUGUGAAGAUUACUGAUGUGAGAACACCAGAUAUUAUAGAAGAUCAAGUAGAGAAAUGCAAUAAAAGUAUUCCACGUGAAGAUAUUAAAGAAAAUACAAGACGGGCCUCAGAAUCUCAGAAUAAUGACAUAUCUUCCAAACAGCUUGAAACUUCUGCAAUUGAAAAACCGUCCUUGAAGCAAAAUUCUUCUGAAACUAAUUCUAUGAAGGCAACAGCUCCACCAGUACCCUUGUCAUAUACCCGUGAAACACGAUUCAAGGGACGGAAAAGAGUCUCUGUUGGCUUCCUUCCCAGUAGUCGAACCAAGAGCACAGAAAAGCAAUUGAGUGAAAACAAAUCGGUGUCUAGUGAAAAUACUGUUAAGAAGAUUAUGGUCACAACCAAAGAUGAGGCACAUCCUGAAGCACAAAGAACAGGCAAGAGAUUAGGCAUCUCAUUGGAGAAUGGAAAACAGGCUGAAACUGGAAGUUCAGGUAAGAAUUUUAGAAAGGAUGUGAAACCAGAGAUGAUAUCUCUUGGUACUGUUGAAAUAAAAGAAGAAGUGCAGGAGAUGGACAUGUUCUGUAUAUCUGCCCUAGCAGAACAGAGUGCAAGCCCUGAUCCUGCUGAUGAUGCAGAAGAUACUGAAGCAGAUGACAUAAAGGAAGAAUGGAAUACUGAUACAGUGUGUGCUUUCUGUUGUCUCGAUUGCCACUCAUCCACAGAACUCAAGAAACACCUUCGUGUUCAUACAGGAGAGAAACCCCAUGAAUGUGAUCUCUGUGAGCUUGCAUUUGCACGUGCUUCUCACCUUGCACGGCAUCGCCGGGUGCACACAGGUGAGCGCCCCUUUACCUGCAGCGGUUGCGGUCGCUCAUUCUCUCGUCAGGACAAGCUGAAGCAGCACGCUCGUCGCCAUCAUGUAGCAGAGCCCCCAAAGACCCACUCAUUUCGCAUAGACAAACCACGCAGGCCAAGAGGCAGACCACCGAAGAUGCUUGUUAUGUCACGAAACUCAACUGCUGACCGAAGAAGUAUUCUUAACUUUACACCAGCCCUAAAUGAAGUUAGCAAUGCUUCUUUGCCAUUUGGUGAUACAAGUUACCUGUCUUCAUUGUCCUUGGGACAGCAACGAUACAACGACCUGACUAUCAGCCCUAUCAUGGAUCCUGGUCCUUCAUGUAGUCGCUCCAUAGGAACAAGUCAGAAGAUGGCUGAGGAUUUGCUCCAGUCAGUAAGACAACUUGGUGAAUGCACAAUACAAGCCUUUCCAGGUCAUAGUCCUUUAAGAACCAGACUACAAUGACAAUUGUCACAGGACAGGGACAAACCUGAAACUGCAGCAGUGUCGGUUCAUGUUUCCAGCAGGCAUACUGAGGUUAAAUUAUUUAAUCUUUAAUACAAAAUUAAAAUACUCACACGUGACAAGCUACUGUAGCAUUUUAUAAAGAUAUGCUGAUUAUAAUAAUAUUGUGUAAUGUUUUGUAUAAUAUUUGAGUGCAUUGUGUAUUGUGUUAGGUUAAAAUUCAUUGUGUUCUCAUACUUUAAACUGAGUACCUCACAACUUAAUAUUCAAAUGGCAGUAUUUUUAUUGUUAUAGAAUCUCAUUUAUUCAUCUUUAUAGGACUGCCAAAGCAUUAGAUGAACAACAAACUUAUAAUUGAAAGUGAUCAAGUAUGGCCACCAAGAGGCUGUUGACAACAGUGAAGCUGAAGUUUAUCUUGUGUUAGACAACAUAUGCAGUAAUACAAGUUUGUAAUACAAAUGGGUGUUUGAGAAGCAAUAUUAGGACAACAGUUAAGGUGGGCAAAUUAGAUUGCUUUAGUUUGUUUUAGUUUAGACUGUAAGCUCGACAAACAUGAUUUUAUUUCAGAUAUGGGCAGGGACCUUUUGCUUCAUGGCAAAGUGUGUACAGAUGAGGUCUAUGGUCCACUAAGCCUCCUAUCCAGUGGGAUUUGUGACUGUUUUCCCAAAUUUAAAGAACUAAAGUGUGAAGCUGACCACCAGCCUCUGUCUAGUGCUAGGAGUAAGACUGUUAACUUUACCUCCACUCCCCACAUGUCUUAAUGCUGUGGUGCCUAAUUACAUAGACAACUGUUUCUUUCAGUACACCACUAGUGGAUCAGAAGGCUCUUUUUUUCUUUCUUCUUCUUCUUGACUACUAGACACAAUUGUCACUUUCACAAUAUUUAUUGAACUUCAGAAUGUUUUCUGUAGUUCACAUUGCUUACAUAAUUUGUGGUUUGUUAUGUUAAUUUUUUAAAUUCCACUGUAUAAGUGGUUUGUAAAAUUCUGGGCUUUGUUACAUACCCCUUUUGAGUUUCCUGUUAUUCUAACAGUCCUGACACUUCUUGGAUUUGAAGUGCUUCUGGAAACUCUUCAUUCAUGAUAUUCAGUUGCCAUAUUACGCUUUGGAUUAUCAAUGGCACAUUUUUGAAAACUUGAUUCUCGUUUAAGUACUUUUCAGUUCACAAAACAUAAAAAGUUUUAAAUCCUGUGAAUAGGGUGGGUGUUACUUGUGCUGCUUUCGGUGAAGAAUAUCCUAAUAGAUUGAGGGAAUCAGUGUAUUUUCAUGAUGCAACACGUAAAAGAAAUACCAUUGUUUCCUCAGUUAGUGAUGAUGAUGAUGAUGAACAUCUAGGGCAUGGAUAAUUUUCUCCUGAAAUUCUGCUCUUUUAACCCUUAAAGACCAGCAGAGUCUUUUAAAACAUGGCAGUGGUAUCACUACUUGGCCCGCCACAUGCCUUAAGACACAACGUGCAUCCCAUCAUGUUACAUAACUUUGUUAUCAUAUUGGAUUUUAAUUCAUGAAAACAAUAUCAAUGUACUUUAAAAGGAUGUUUUAUCAAAACACACACACAGCAUAACAUAACUGGACCAGCAGGAGAGACAGGGAUUUUAAAGGCUGAAAUCAAGCAAACCACUCAGAUGUUCUCAUGUAGUUAAGAUGUUUUUCUCUAAAUGCAGAUUCAGGUGUUUCUUAGAUUUUCCACUGUUGUCUUUCAGAGUUAGUCUCAGUAUCUGAUACAUAGAUUCUUUGUAAUGUUAGCCAUUUCCCCACUGUGAACACUUGUACACAAAACAUUGUGUGUUAAUACAAUACAAUAAGAACAUAAAGUUAUCCCUGGUACUUACGAAGCACAUCAUGAAAUUAUGUGGGGUAGUGGGGAUAUAGCUUUUCUGUUUUUUGACCUCGGCAGUAGAGAGAGGUGAGAGUACAUCUUCAUGCCCUUGUCACAUUACCUACAUGGAUAGGACAUGUCAUACCCAUUGGAUAGGUGGGUGGGAGUGUCUGCUCCAAGACAGUAGCCUGUCUGGAUGCAGAGACUAAGAGAAUAUAUUUUGCCCUUACAAGGCAAGUCCUGAUUGUCCAGCCUUUAGUCAUUUACUACAUGAACUGACCUCUUCCAGUUCCUUCAUUAUAUACAAAAUGUAUUUGGUAAUAAGUACAAAAACAUCAGAUGGGACAUAGUGUGAAUACUAAACCAAACCAAAUGGUCUUAGAAAUAUACAGGUUUAUAUGCUUUCAAAUGUAAUUACAUCCCUUUUAAUACAGAAAGUGGACAAAAGUGGCAAUCACAGUUAUUUUAUGAUAUAUAUUAUGUGGUUUAAACUGAAUAAGAAGUUCAUAUGAACACGAGAUAUUAAACCCUUCCUUACAGACCUGUGGCUGCUUAAAGGAAAGGCAUGUUCAUAAAUAAGGGUUGUGUUCAGUAAUAAACUUGCUUCCUCAUCAUGUGAACUUAUCCAGGCCCAUUGGCUCAGUGUUUUACUUUUACCAUUUCCCCAGUUUCUUUAUAACAAUAGCUGUAUUCUUACCGCGUACUAGUCGUGCAAGUGUUACAACAGGGACGUAAUGAGUUGAGAGUAUAAUUUUGUCAUUGUCUUCUGAACAAACAAGCUGAUGAUGCAAUUUACUCAUUGCGAGUGCUGUUCACGGACAAAGCAUCUUUCACUUUCAGUGGUGUCUUCAUGCACAACACACGUUGGCAGCGCAGAACUCCCAUGAUGUUAGGGCUAUGUGAUCGCAGCAGUUCUCCAUAAAUAUUUGGGCUGGAAUUGUUGGUGACCAUCUCAUCGGCCCAUAGUUGCUACCAGUAUGGAUGAAUGGCAGUCAGUACUAAUUAUUUUUGCAACAGGAGUUACAAGCAUUGGUGGCAGACAUUCCGCUUCAUAUACAACAACGUAUGUGGAUGCAGCUUAAUGGAGCACUUCUGCACUACCUCAGAGACAUAAGGAAUUUCCCAAUCACAAUAUACUCACAUUGCUUGAUAGGACACCGUGGUCCUGUUUCAUGACCACUGCAAAGGAUUUGUGGCAGAGAGUAUGACAUGCCUAUCAGAAGGUCAGAAACAUGCCUGGUGUUUAUGAACAUUUACAUUAAUAAAUAAUACAUUCAGCAAAUAAUAUGUAGAAUGUCAUUGAAAUCAGUUCCAACAUAUCUGGAAUGCACAUAAUUUGACAUAAAAAUUUUCCUUCAAUGCCAUUGAUAUCCACAUUUCAUAUUCAAAGGGCCAAAGAAGCUUGCUACCCUCUGUGUAUACGUGAACAUAUUACUUUGGUUUAGGCCAUAGAAUUCACUCACUCAUUUUUUGUACUUAUUACUGAAAAAUUCUGUAUGUGAUCCUUUAAUUGUAAAAUAUAGAUAUAACCUCUAUAGAAGAUUCUGCUAUAUCUGAACUUUUGUUGAAGUUAGAAGAAACAUCAGCAAACAAAGCAUCAAACUCAUUUCAAAUGUUUGGGAUGUGUGUUCUAGGAAUGUAUUCAUAGUAUCUUUAGUUGCCCCACUCUGAUGAAGGAUGUACUUUUAAAUCAUCACAAGCCCAGUAAUAAUGAAUAUUAUGGACUUACACAUGAAGUCAUGCUUAUUGGUGAAAUGCAAAGGUAUUGUAGUAUUUUAUGUUUGUGGCAUAUCUGCCAUUUCAUUUUAUUUUUUACAUAGUUUAGAACAGUUUAUCUUUCAAGUUGUUUUAUGUGUUUGUCAUAUGUUGGUUUUUUAUAGCUAUUUAGUGAGACAAUUAUUUAAUAAUUUUUUUAAUCUGUUGCAUUAUACUCAUACUUUGUGCCCACAGAUUUAAUGUAAUUUUAAAAUUCAAUUUCAGAAAACUCUUUACGGGAAAGAAUCCGUGAAAAUAACAUUUAUACUUUUAUACUGCCUUUGAGAAAACAUUACUUACUUAUUACAAAUGAUUUUUGAUUAAGAUGUGGGCAGGAGAGUAAAUAUUGUUUAUUCUGGGAAACAAACAGAACUUUGAGAUCAAAAUAUUGUGACACAGGCAGUACUUGGACAGCAUUUCUAAAUAACUACUCUUGUGAUAUGUACAAAUAACACCACAUAUAUGCAGUUGAUUUGGUUCUAAGGAAGAAUGAAAAUGAAUUAAUAUUAUUAUUAAUUAUAUUGUUUUUGUAAAGGAUAUGGUGAUUAUGAUUAUUUUGAAGGAAAGAAGUUAAUUAUACCUAAUUGACAGACUCAGGAAGAUCUUCUGUCUAGUAAGCAUUUUAUAUUCAUAUCCAAAAUUAUGAGUAUAGGCCAGCUACUCUCCAAACACUCAUUUGUCUAGAUAUUCAAGAACUUAUUGACAUUCAUUUUGAAUGGAGAUUCAACUUCCUCUGCCAGCAGUUUUUGCAAGAUAUUCUGCAUAUAUUUUCUCUGCAACAAAUUCAACUGUACAAUUUAACAAACAAACAAAAAAGUAUCUGACAUUUGCACAGUCAUUUGUUUCAUUAAUGGUCAAACGUUUUGCUGAAAAUCAAUAUGUUUGUAAGAUGAUGAGUAUUUGAAGUGGUCAUAACAUGAGAAAGGUACCUGAUACAUACAUAAUUACAAGAACAUGAUUGAACGGGUUUAAUGAAUCUAUUCUUCUCAGUUGUGGUGUAACAGUGAUUGCAGAGCUGUUUUGCUUGUUUUUCUGACCAAUUUUCCAGAAGAUGGGUUAAAAUAAUCUGCCCCAAUAAGGACCAGACUAACAAAGAUGUAUUUUUUUAUUCUAGUUAUUACUCUAGUAUUGAACUGAUUAAUUUAGAGUUGAUAAUUUCUAGUCAGGAUUGGUAUCUCUCUUGAUUUCAGAGUCAGUUUUACCUAUGUUAUAAAUGUAAUUUUAUUUGAAGAUAAAAGGUAUUAUUUGUGAUCUUACAUUUAGAAUGUAUUUAGAUUCUACUUCUGCAUCUGUUGAAUCAGAAGUUUUUAGAAAUGAGAAUGCAGACAACUUAGACACUACUGCUAUACAAAUAUUUUCCCAAAUUAUAAUAUUACAACUUCCAAAUUGUUAAAGUGCCAUUCACUCCCUUAAUUGUUUAUCAUAACACUUUGUUAAAAAUAAGGGAUUUUUCUUGCUUAUACUCAGUCCCUGCCGUAGUAUGGAUACAUCUUGGACCCCAGUGUAUUGAGUAUAGAUUAAUGCUUUUUAUAUUUCUUUAUAACAUUAGUCCACAUUAAUGAUUAUGUCCUCAAGGAUUCAACAUGUGUGCAUGAUUUCAGCAAUGUUGAACUGUAACAAAUCUGACCCCUGUUUUUCAGACAGUUUUCUUAUAACAUAUAACGUGUGCUAUAUGAAACCAAUCAAACCCUUCAGCAUUAAAAUUGAAUUUUUAAUACCUGAUGUAAUUCACUAUAUGAAAAAUACCUAUGAAAGACAAUGGACUUCAGGGUAAUUCAGUCUUUCAUUCAAUUUUAAUAAGACACAGAAUUUUUGUUUCUUGUCUGUUAACAGCUGUUGUAAAACAUUCAUAUACAAAUUUAUAUGCAAAUGUAAUGUGAUGUUAAUGUUUAACUAGACAGCCCUAAGUGCAAUGUAUGGAACAAAGCAGAAUUUCAAAUAUUUUUAUCCAAUGUACCUUACAUUAAACCUGUAUGAUGCAGUCAAUUAAUGCAUAGAAUUAAAAUUAAAUUAUGCAUUUUGGAAAAAAAACUGUUCUUCAAAAUUCUUGUCCAAAAUUACAAAUAAUGUUUUUGUAAUAUAAAAUAAUAUUUUUCAGCAUAAAUUAAUAAGUAUGUACAAAGUGGAAUAAAAGCCAAAUUGUAACUUCUAUAAAAUAAUUUAUAUUAUUUUAGUGCAGAGUGUUUUCAACAGUUGACAGUUAAAAAAUCAAUAAAUAAUUUUCAUACUUUGUGUAUGCAGGUAUUUCUUUUAAUCAUUUAUGGAAUACACAGCUACAGAUGAAAUUACAGGCAGGUUAAACUGUGAAUACUGUCAUGCCCUUUCAUAAAGCUCAGAAUGGAAUUACAGAGUAUAAUGUAUUUAUGUCAGUAGUUCCCUGGUCUUGUAGUUCCCUUGCUUAAUGUGGGUAUGUUCAGUAUAGUGUUUCCUAUGCAGUAUUGGAAAGAGCUUCCAGUAUUUUAGAGAAACCUAUUCCCUCCAAAUCAUCAUAAACUUUUUCUUUACUGCACAGUAUUAAAACCCACAAGACUACAUUGUGUACAUCCUUGUGAAAAUCUGAAACACUACAUGGAUGGUUCCUUUAUUUUGGUUCAAAAACAGACAUGUAUAUGUGAAUGCUAUGUAUACUCAAUGGAAAAUAUGUAUUCUUUUUCUUCUAAUGGAAUAAAAAUCCGUGUGUUAUUUGAAA